Molecule: messenger RNA, 5216 nt
Organism: Monodelphis domestica (gray short-tailed opossum)
Lineage: Eukaryota; Metazoa; Chordata; Mammalia; Didelphimorphia; Didelphidae
Source: RefSeq, a predicted model, not a curated record
GGUGGUAGUGGAGGUGGGGGGGAGGGAAAGCGGGAGUGGUUGAAGCCGGCGGCGGCGGCGGCCGAGCUGGGUCAGUUCUCUUUAGUGUUUGCCAAUGUUGGAGGUGUCUCCAAACUAUCCCCGGGAAGAAGUGAUAAACAGUGACAAGUUAAAAUGCAGACUUCAGUAAACUUCAUGGAAUCUACCCUCUCAACGGUGCUAUCUCCAUCAUUAACGUCUCCGAGCUCCCUGGGUCUGCAAGGCACCAUGAAUGGUUCAGUUCCAGAAUUAGCUGUUAGCUGUAAUAGUCAUAUCAUUGGUCUAUUGGAUUCUUCUUCUCCUAAGAAUUUACCUGCUCCUCUCCAAGAUAACAUGGCAAACCCCAAAGAGAAAACUCCAAUGUGUCUGGUAAAUGAGUUAGCCCGUUUCAAUAGAGUUCAACCCCAGUAUAAGCUUCUGAAUGAAAGAGGGCCUGCUCAUUGCAAGAUGUUCUCAGUGCAGCUGACUCUUGGAGAACAGACCUGGCAGUCUGAAGGGAGCAGUAUAAAAAAAGCCCAACAUGCUGCUGCCAACAAAGCCUUGAGGGAAACUACCCUUCCCAAACCAACUCCUAGACCACCCAAAAACAAUAUUAAUAGUAACCCAGGCAGUAUAACUCCAACAGUGGAACUAAAUGGUCUUGCCAUGAAAAGGGGGGAGCCUGCCAUCUACAGGCCUUUAGAUCCAAAGCCAUUCCCAAACUACAGAGCAAAUUACAACUUUCGGGGCAUGUACAAUCAGAGGUAUCAUUGUCCAGUGCCUAAGGUUUUUUAUGUCCAAUUAACUGUCGGAAACAAUGAGUUCUUUGGGGAAGGAAAGACUCGUCAGGCUGCUAGACACAAUGCUGCAACAAAGGCUCUUCAGGCCCUCCAGAAUGAACCUAUCCCGGAGAAAUUACCUCAGAAUGGAGAAUCAGGAAAAGAAGUAGAAGAAAAAGAUGCAAAUAAAUCUGAAAUCAGCUUAGUUUUUGAAAUUGGAUUGAAACGUAACAUGCCUGUCACUUUUGAGGUCAUUAAAGAAAGUGGACCUCCACAUAUGAAGAAUUUUGUUACCAGAGUAUCAGUAGGAGAGUUCUCUGCAGAAGGAGAGGGAAAUAGCAAAAAACUCUCAAAAAAACGUGCUGCAAGUUCCAUAUUACAGGAACUAAAAAAGCUCCCACCUCUUCCUGUGAUUGAAAAGCCAAAAUUAUAUUUUAGAAAACGUCCUAAAACAAUAUUAAAGGCUGACCCAGAAUAUGGUCAAGGGAUGAAUCCUGUUAGCUGCCUGGCUCAAAUUCUGCAAGCCAAAAAGGAAAAGGAGCCGGACUAUGCCCUUCUGUCUGACCGAGGAAAAUCUCGCCGGCGAGAGUUUUUGAUGCAGGUUAAGGUUGGCAGUGCGGUUGCUACUGGAAUUGGCCUUAGUAAGAAGAUAGCUAAAAGAAAUGCAGCAGAAGCAAUGUUGUUACAUCUUGGAUAUAAAACCUCCACUCCUAUACAGGAACAACUUGAAAAGACAGUGGAAAACAAGGAAUGGAAUAGUCAAAAGAUUGGAUUUCCUCAAACAACAAGUAAUACUCCAAAGGGAAUUCUUCAUUUGUCUCCUGAUAUUUAUCAAGAGAUGGAAGCAAGCCGCAACAAAGUAGUCUCUGACUUUGCAGUAAACUAUUUGUCAUCCAGCGAAAUGAGCCAGCCUUCAAGCUCCUUCUUCAGCCUCUCUCCACCAUCUAAUAGCACUACUACCAUUGCCAGGGAAUUCCUAAUGAAUGGGACGUCUCCAACAACCGAAGCCAUAGGUCUGAAAGGAAAUUCUCCUACUUCCCCCUGUCCUAUAAUGCAGCCUUCAAGACAACUGGAAUAUUUAGCAAGGAUUCAAGGCUUUCAGUUGUUUCUCUUGGCCCUGGAAGUCAAGGUGGAAUAUUUGGACACAUCUAGAUAUGACAUACAGAAAAGGUUUUUACCCAGGAGGGAGAGCCCAGCCUCUCCUGAGAAAGUCCUUUCAACUGUUGGGUAACGUAACCCCAUCUUACUGGGCAGCAGGUGGUCGGUGCUCUUCUGGACGCGUAGUGCCUUGAGCUGAAUGAACAAAAUACAAGUGAAGCAGUCUAAUAGAGUGCGGAGGGACGUCAGUGACCUCCCUCAUCCUGGAUUCUGUGCCACCACGCCGACCUACAUUGCAAAGUAAAAUCAGCAGGGUGGACGGCUGACUGGAGCAUGGUAAGAGGAAAGAGGGAAAAUAAAAACAGCUCUAAGAUUUUAAGCUUCAGGGUCCAAGAGAAGAGGAGUAUAUUGAUAAUAAUGUGAAUGUUAGGAAAGUGUCUCAACAUUGUGGAAGGCUCCCGCAGAGAAAGCUAAUAACCUGACUUUACAGGGAUUAACCUCUGAACCAGGGUCAGAGGACGGAAAGAGCACGUGCUGUCAGAUAUUUAAGUGUCCCUGUAGUCCCUUCUCUAAUAAUGGCUGACCUCUCUGGCUCCACUUUUUUCUCGCCCGUGGCAUCUCAUCGGUUCCUCCGGACAAUGUUCUUCAUUUAGUAACCUGACUCCAACCUUCUGUACUCAUGGUCUCGAUUCUAGUUGUUUUCAACUGUACUACUCAAGUUCUUGAUUUCCAUAUUUCGGAACUCAGUCUCCUAAUCUGAUCUCGACUCUUGAUUAUUCCUUCGUUUUGCUUGUUCUAUUAAUUUUUGUGCUAUAUUCCCUUAAAAUAUGCCUCGGCAUGGAUGUGGGUGGUCUUCAUUGUUAAUCAUUCCUCACUUUGGAUUAACCCAGACACAAGGACUCAACAGUAAAAGUCCAAGAUAAAUUCAGUCUUCAAAUGCUGGCAGGCCCAUCGCUGCAGAAUUGUAAAUAAGCGAAAGCAUGAGUCUAUAGCAAGAGUUAGAGAUUGGGGAUAAAGAUUUGGUUUGAGGGUUAUUUGCCUAUAAGUGAUAGGUGAGUCAGAGCAGAAGAACUCUUCAAAUGAGUAGAGAAAGAAGAUCAGAGAGUACUAAAUCAUUCAGGAGACUAACAUUUAAAAUGCUAGAGGAAGAAAGGUGACUAAGAAAUUGUUCCCUUUUGCUCUUCACAGAAUUUUAAAUUGUAUGUUCAUUUGAAAUGGAGAUUAGCUUUCCUGCCUUAUCAGAGAGAAUCCCUGUGCUGAAGAUAGUAGGCAUCAGGCUCUAAAGUGCAUUGGGAAAUGACAUUUCGUGCCAAAAAGUUUCAAUCUAGGUCAUAUUUGUUUUUAAUCCAUAGUGGGAGAGAAAAACAUAGGUGGUAUUUUUUUUCUUGUGAAGAGGGAAAAAGCACUGAACUUGUAAGGAGAUAGAACUAUGUUUAAAUCUUGGCUUUGCUACUCAUUACCUGUAGAAACUCAGCCAAGCCACUUCAUGUCUCUAGGCCUCAGUUUCUCUCAUCUGAAAAUGAGGAGGCUGCAGCAGAUAUUCCCUAAGGUUUCACCCAGCUCUAAGUCACCAUGACCCUGUUUCUCUUUCACUUUAUAUAAAAUUGGAUCUCUACUCUUAGGUAUAAAACAGGAUAUUCCAGUAGCCCCCCAUUUGAAAGGACUAAGACAAAGUCCUCUCUUCUGGCUAGGUAGAUUCUAAUGGCUAUGUAUAUGAGGAUUUGGACAAGAAUUGCCCAGGAUAAGAUGAGAAUGAGUUCUGAUCUACAUCAUGAGAGGGAGCACCCAUUUGAUGAAGUGACAGGUCCAUGUAUAUUCCAAUUUUCCUGGUGCACAUAACUUGACUGUGAAUCUGCCUCCCCCACUAGGUGGCAAAAGUAAUCUAUAGGUGAGACCCAGUGCAGUAGGCAUCUUUUGUUAAUGCCUCUUUCAUCCUUAAGUGAGGUUUUAUUUUAUUAUUUAAGAAAGCUUAAUCUCUCUGUAACUUUUAAAUACAUGCUUAUUUUCCAAGUUUUCUACUUGAGAUUUGUGUAAAAUAUUUUACUACUUUUCCUCUGUAUUGUUGAGUUUUUAAGUGUACUUUGUUUGACAAUGUUUUUAUCUUCCUUUCAAAUAAAUUAGGUGAAAAUCUAUCUGAUCAGGGUUCCUUGAAAGAUGACUACUAUAAGCGAACAAACAUCAGUAAUAAUAAUAAUAAUAAUAAAUAACUAUUAAUUGAUUCUACAUAGUGCUUAUUUACUGAUAAUCUUAUAAAUAGACCUGGGAUUCAACAGAUCCUAAUUCUAGUCCUACUAUUUUUAUUAAUCUCGCUGGCCUUCAGUUUCCUCAUCAGUAAAAUAGUGGAGUUGAACCAGAUACUGUCCCCACAGUUCUUUGCACAAAGUAAGUCCAUAAUACUUCCCCCCUUUAUUGAAAGAUAUAUUUUCCCAUUAUGUGCAAUAACAAUUUUCAACAAACAUUUUCCCAAAAUUCUAAAUUCUAAAUUGUGUCCCUCCCUUCCUUCCCUCCCCCCUCUCAAGAGUUGGCAGGAAUUUUGAUCUGGGUUAUAUAUGUAUUAUCAUGCAAAGCAUACUUCCAUAUUGGUUAUUGUUUUAAGAUAAUACUCAUAUAAAACCAAAACCCCCAAAUAAAACCAUAAACAAACUAAUGUAAAAGAUAGCAUGCUUUGAUCGGUAUCUGACUUCAACAGUUCUUUCUUUCUCUGGAGGUGGAUAGCAUUCUUUGUCAUAAAUCCUUCAGAAUUAUCCUGAGUUGUAUGCUGAGAGUAGUAAGUCUUUCAUUGGUGACCAUCCUACAAUAUUGCUAUUAGUGUGUACAAUGUUCUUCUGGUUCUGCUCAUUUCUUUGUGCAUCUUCAUAAUGCCUUUUGAAAAAUAUGUGUUUUAGUCUGUAAGGACAUAUGCAACUUUAAAAUCCUAUCAUUUUACAAUAGGUAUUUUUUCAAAUAUAUAUGUGUGUAUAUGUUUACACAUAAACAUAUACACUCACCUCCACAUAGGUUCCUUUUUUUUAGUGAUUUUAAUAAAUCUUAAUAGCACCACUAGAAUUUUUUAUCUACUUAAGUGCAGAAAUCUGCUUAGAAAUGCUCUUCAUAACUCUAAAUGAUCAUCCUAGUGCAAAUAUCAACAACAUGGAAAUAGGUUCUGAUCAAGGACACAUGUAAAACCCAGUGCAAUUGUGCAUCAGCUACAGGAAGGGUGAGUGGAGGGAAGGGAGGGAAGGAAUACGAUUCUUGUAACCAAGAAAUAGUGUUCUAAAUUGACUAAAUAAAAUUUUCCAAAAAAAGAAUAAAUGUGUAACAAUCACAAAAAAAUACUCUUCAUAUUUUAAUAAUUGAGUAGAU